Macrosteles quadrilineatus (aster leafhopper) is the source of this 4910-nucleotide messenger RNA. RefSeq names its product serine/threonine-protein kinase STK11 (gene Lkb1). The record is from RefSeq and is a predicted model, not a curated record. The transcript has 8 exons. Gene Ontology annotation, molecular function: protein serine/threonine kinase activity; protein kinase activator activity; ATP binding. Gene Ontology annotation, biological process: regulation of Wnt signaling pathway; glucose homeostasis; establishment of cell polarity. Gene Ontology annotation, cellular component: nucleus; cytoplasm. Lineage: Eukaryota; Metazoa; Arthropoda; Insecta; Hemiptera; Cicadellidae. The coding region runs from base 115 to 1434 and encodes 439 amino acids.
CUCAACGAAAACAGAAAAUCCAUUGAGAUUGAAAGAACACUUAAAAAAUACCUACUUUAAAGAGUUAUCACCUUAAUUUUCCUUAUAAGUUGUUGAAAUGUGUUAUCGGUAGUUAUGGACAGUGAAAUGACAUUUGAUGAGUGUGAAACCAAUGAUAUAGAAUUAAAUUGUAAAUUAUUUGACGAUCUCAAGCCUGUUUCGGGUGUUACUUGGAUUAACGAUGAAGACACUGAUGAAACUGAACUGGGAUUUCACAGGGUCAAUUCUGAUCAAAUUAUAUACCAAACGAAGAAAAAGAGGUGCAAAAUGAUAGGUAAAUAUGUGAUGGGUGAUUUGUUAGGAGAAGGUAGUUAUGCCAAAGUAAAAGAGAUGAUGGACACUGAAACCCUGUGCAGGCUAGCAGUGAAAAUUUUAAAGAAGAGGAAAUUAAGAAGAAUACCAAAUGGAGAAGAAAACGUUCGCAGAGAAAUACAGCUUUUGAGAAGACUGAAGCACAAAAAUAUUAUUGAACUUGUUGAUGUGAUAUACAACAACGAGAAACAGAAGAUGUACAUUGUAAUGGAGUUUUGUGUCGGAGGUCUGCAAGAUAUGCUUGAAAGUACACCAUUGAAGAAAUUUCCCGAAUGGCAAGCUCAUGGAUAUUUCUGCCAGCUGAUCAACGGGUUAGAGUACCUUCACAGUCAGGGGAUCAUUCACAAGGACAUCAAGCCCAGCAACCUGCUGCUGACUCUCAACAAUGUACUAAAAAUAUCUGACUUUGGGGUUGCAGAGGCCUUGGACAUGUUUGCUCCUGAUGACACAUGCUACACCAGUCAAGGGUCUCCAGCAUUCCAACCUCCCGAGAUCGCCAAUGGUGCUGAACAGUUUUCUGGUUUUAAAGUUGACGUGUGGAGUAGCGGGGUGACACUGUUCAAUAUCACAACAGGCAAGUACCCGUUUGAGGGUGACAACAUCUACAGGCUGUUUGAAGCCAUUGGACGGGGAAAUGUAGAGAUCCCUGAAGAGGUUGAAGAGCCUCUUGCAAGUUUACUGCAAGGAAUGUUGGAAAAGGAGCCACAAAUGAGAUUCACCUUACAUCAGAUAAGACAUCAUCCUUGGUUCAUACGGAAACCUGGUCGCACACAAGAGGAAGUGUCAGUGCCGCCACUACGAGGAGACGAUCUCCACCGUAUGACAGUGCUGCCAUAUCUCAUCAAUUACUACUACGGGGACGAUGAGAGCCAAUAUUCCUCAGAGUACUACACUGAAAGAGAACUAAAUGAAAGCCAAAAGUGUGUUGACUAUGGGAGCAACGGCAACUUAGAGAACAUGGGAAACGGGAGUGGAGCAAACGGAGGGACUGAAAUUGAACAACAAAAAUCAAGCAAACCUUCGUGGAGGCGGCCAACUUCUUGUUUAAGUGUAAAAAAAUUACAUCCUUGUCGUCCGUCGUGACUGACCUGUGCUACCAGUCCAGCCAGAACUGAGGGUGUAGAAAUCCAAACAUUUGUUUACUUUUUAUUUAACUGUGCAAUUGCUAUAUAUUUUGUUUUUCUGAUUUUUGGCAAUAGUGGACACUAUUGUGUCAGAUUCAACUGGCAUUUCAAUGUCCUUUUAAAAUCUUGAAUCUAUACAGCUAAGGUCUUAUUAUUAUUAUAAUUUUAUACAAACUUAGAUCUUAUGACAGAACUUCUUAAAUAACAUUUACAUGGAUAGUUUAUGGAUACCUUAUUUUACACCAAUAUAGAGAAAACCAUUUAUUAUUAAACUUUUUCACAACAAGGAUCUCGUCUAACUGUGAGCUUUACUAAUUUGUAAAUUGAUAAAUGCUAUUGUAUGCUGAAACUGAAACGGCUGAUCUUAGUCAGUAGCAAAGCUACAAAGAUCAUCUCAAUCCAUUCUACACUUUUUCUUCACUCAUAAAUAUACACCUAAAUAGUGUCCCCAUCUCAAUUAAUUUACAACCAUCAGAAAAAUAAGAAAUUAAUUUCAGAAUUUGAGGAGAUAUUAAAAUAUCAGGGAAAAUUACAGAAACAUACUGCCAUUCUUGCCAUAAUAUUCUGGUUUAAUUUUUCAGAGUUUUGCCAGAAAACACCCUGUUGUAAGAGUCAUACUUCAGAUUUCUUGACGAAUAAACAAUUUAUACUACAAUUAAAUAAUUUAAAUUGUUAACAAAAGUCAAAUAGAUUUUUAAUUUUUUAUUCUGUAACUGAUGAAAUCAUAAUAUUUUUUUUUAAAUUGCUAAUGCCUUCUUAUUUUUUAACCUAAACACAUAAAAUAUGAUAUCUAUUCAUGAUCUGUGCUUAUUUCAUAUAUUAGAAUUGUUUAAUACAUUUAGUAGUUCUGCAUAACCAAUAUUUGGGUAUUAGAUUAGAAUGCUUGCCAGUUUAAAAUUGGUAGAGUAAUGCGACCCUAGGCAAGUUUUCUAAAAUUCCCUGACAUCAUACUAAACAUACUCCUUUAAAGACAAUUUUAAGGUGUUUCUGUCCGGGGGUUUACAUCCUAUAUAAGAGAGUGUUUUGUUGUUUACUAUUUAUUUAUGGUUAUUCAACCAACUUUACAUAACAUUAUUUUAACUUAAAAUGACGAUAUAUUUGUAAACUACUGCUUCUCAUGCAGCAUUAUAGCCAAAAAGUAAAGCACAAUAUUUAAAAUGGACUCUAGAAUAAGAAAUAAACAUUUAAUUUAACCGUUCAAAUGUAACGGACAUAAACACAUAUCAAAGCAGGCCUCAGAUUUUACAAAAGUAUGGUGAAGUCUACUUGUCCUAUUCAAAGGCCUUUGCCUCUCAUAUUGUAGCUCUAAAUUAUAAUAUAGCAAGAUUCUCAUUCUAAAAAAAAACAGUUUAUAGAAAGAUCGCUAUUAUUUUAAACUACCGUAAAAAGGUAAAUACCUCAAUCUUGUACAGUAUGAAACAUUUUUUUAUAAACUAGAACUUAAAAUGUAAUAAUCAAUUCAAAAUAAUCAUAGCCUGAUACAAAGUGAUUCAAGUGUAUGUGAUCAAUGUAAAUAGAUGUAAAUUUGUAAUAAAAUAUGCCUUUAACAAAUCAAAAGUUUUGCUGAAAGUUUUUUGUGUAUUAUUUAGUAUUUUAAUGUUUAAGUGUGAUUUUAUUUCUAUGAAAUAUUUUGUCAAUAAUUCAGCUGACCUUUUUAGGUUUUUGUUAUUUAUAAAAUAGUACAACGCUGAAUAUGUAUAUUUACAUUUAAGAAAGAGCUUAUUUAAUUAUUCUGGUCAUAAUCAGAGAUAUUUUUCAAUUUGGCUGUGAAACCUCUAUUAACCGCCAUUACCGAUACAGAAACCCCGCCAAACAAGAGAACAAGUUGAACGGAUACAGUACAUAUUGAAUCAUGAACUGUGAAGGAAUUGAUCAUAUUUUACCAUUAUUUGUCAUGCCGGUCCGAUCAGGUUGAGUAGAAUGUCAUGCCAAUCAGAUUGUGCCAUCACUUUGGAAACACACAUUUUUACUACUUAGCCAGUAGCUGACAUCUAGCAGUGAUUUUAUGUACUAAUAGUUCAGAGUACAUGCUGAGCCUUCUAUAUGAUAUGUGUAGUUUCUGAUUAUUCUACGGUUAGCACAAGAAACCUGUUAAAAGGUAAAAUUAUGAUGGCACAAUCGUAAAGCAAAAUUAUUGUUGAGGAGUGGGGUAAGAAAAGAGCGGUAAGAACAGCUUUAGUUAGUUUACAAAACAAAGUGUGGUACUCCAACUAUGCAAAUCUUAAUCAAAUGCAAAGCAAAAGUGUCGCCUGCGUUAAAAGUUAAAAAUUGAUGCUUUUCCUUAUCAGAUCAGCAUUCAUUCUCUCAGUAAUGAGAGAAUUAAUUUAAAACAUAAAUAUACCACAGAAUGGGGCUAAGUAGAGUAGUGAAGUGGUUCUUAGGGAGAUUGUAGUUGGAUAUACAGAUGACAGACUUGACAGUUAAUUGAGGUUUUACUUGAAUGUUAUUUUCAAAUGGUAGAUAUUAAAAAUGGAUUAAGUAACGUAGUGAUAGGAAUCAGCCUGCUAACCUGGUGGGCAGAGUCCAUCUGUACUUACAUCUUAACUCCAUCUACCAGGUAAGCUAGCUGAUUCCUAUCCCUGUACAUAAUACUGCUAAACAGCCAAUUGGCUUUUCCUUAAUUUCUAAUCUAUUUCUAAAAUAAUUAAUUUUUGCUUGCGGGUUACGAUGAUGAUUCCCCCCGAGUUGUUGAGGAUUUUGCAAUCACGGGAGUUUUAUUUGGUUGCGAUCAAGAUUGGUGAUGAUAAUGUCCCCGUGAUCACGGGUAAGUUCCGCCUAAGGGGCAGGGGCCGUUUGAUUUAAUUUGACCUAGGGCUGCAAGUACCUUAAAUCCGGCAAUAUUAAUGUACCCUUAAAUCCAAAAAGUAUUUGAUAUAAAAUACAUACGUUAGUAAAUACAGAAGUUUUAAACGUUUAUAAGACCAACAACUUUUCAUAAUUAUCUAUAAGUGUGUUUUAACCAAACAUGAUCCAAUAUUUUGAAAUUGAAUGUUUUAAGUAGACAAACCAGUUAUACAUGUAUUUGUAAUACUUAAGAUUUUUUACUAGUAACCUAAUAAAAAAACCUGUAUGAUAAAAAUACCAGUUUUGUUAAAAAUCAUGAACAAUAUGGUGUUACUUAUUAGUGUAGUUUAAUGAUGUAUAUAAAUGUUCAAAGUAUAUUGUAAAUAUUUCUUAGUUUUAUUAAUGACUUAAUAUUUUCCUAUUUGUGGCAUAGCUGACAGUUGAUUAGUGUUGUGAAAACAUAAAGUUUAACCCUUCCAGUUUGAGUGACAGUUUUAAUUAUCCAUACCACAGCAGAGUCUCGAAAAACAUUACUUGGGAGCUGAGUCUGAUACAAUAUACUUGUGCGAGAUAGUAAAAUCUUAAAUAAAACAGAAACCUUAGUUUAAAGUACAAACCUAAAUUCACCACGCUUCUUGUAGCGACUUUUAA